Messenger RNA from Cyanistes caeruleus (blue tit), 601 nucleotides. RefSeq names its product glycophorin C (Gerbich blood group) (gene GYPC). The record is from RefSeq and is a predicted model, not a curated record. Lineage: Eukaryota; Metazoa; Chordata; Aves; Passeriformes; Paridae. Gene Ontology annotation, cellular component: membrane; cortical cytoskeleton.
ACAGGCAAAAGAGAAUGACACAUGUGCUGUUUCCUUUUCCAGUUGUAAAGGGGUCAGGAGCCAGGCAAGGAGAGCCCGAACAAGAGGAGCAUUUUCCUGGGUUCUUCCAGCUGUUCUGUUCAAUCCCGCCGUCAGUUCUGAGCAGGGAAGAGAGACUGUCAACACAAAUAAGGCAUUUUUCAAAGGCGUAAAUUAUGAGUUCCCAAAACAAUGCGACAUCUCAACCACAUGGAGAAGUGGAGAGCCCCACAGCUGGAGCAGAUGUGGCUGUUAUUGGAGGUGUGAUUGCUGCCGUGGUGUUUGUCCUCAUUUGCCUGCUGGUGGUGAUGGUCCGGUACAUGUACAGGCACAAGGGCACCUACCACACCAACGAGGCCAAAGGAACUGAGUUUGCCGAAAGCGCGGAUGCCGCUUUGAAAAAUGACCCUGCUCUCCAGGAAGCAGUGGAUGAGAGCAAAAAGGAAUAUUUCAUCUGAGAGGCAAGGAUUUCCAUGGAGACUUCCCCAAGGGAAUCAAUCAGAAAUAUAAUGUCAACAGAAGUACUAAAAGAUGGAUAAUAUGAGGAUACAGGCGAGCAUCCUAAUUGAAAAGUAUCUCUUUA